AUGUCUUCUGAUUACAAUGAUUUCUAUAAUGGUUCAUAUCCAAAGAUGAAGUCUUGGAAGGCAGACAGUGAUUGUUGUUCCAGCUGGGAUGGGGUCACAUGCGAUGCACACAACGGCCACGUCAUUGGCUUAGACCUCAGCAACAGCUGGCUUUGUGGGCCUCUCAAGUCUAACAGCAGCCUCUUCAGGUUGCGUCAUCUUCGAAAACUCAACCUUGCCCUCAACGACUUCUCUUCCUUCACCACAAUCCCAUCUGAGUUUGGGCAGCUUGUGAGGUUGACCUAUCUUAAUCUCUCGUUUUCCUUCUUACAUGGCCGAAUCCCGUCCGAAAUUUCAUGGCUCUCCAAUUUGGUUUCACUUGAUCUCUCUUUCAAUUAUAAUUAUUACUCUGCUGGUGCUGAUUCUUAUUAUUUGAAGCUCAGAAGAAUUGAUCUAGAAGCACUUGUCCAGAACAUGACAUAUUUGAGAGAACUUCAUCUAGACGAAGUGAACAUCUCAUCGUCACUGCCUCAAUCCCUGGCAAAUUUGUCUUCCUUGACAUCUCUUUCUCUGUCUGACUGCAUUUUGCUUGGCGAAUUUCCCUCAGAUAUUUUCCUACUGCCCAAGAUACAAGCCAUUGAUGUGUCAGGUAACAACAAUCUCACUGGUUUUCUUCCCAAUUUUCGAUCUGGUAGUUCCCUAAAGCAGUUGCAUCUUUCCUACACGAAUUUUUCUGGGGAAUUGCUCGAUGCAAUCGGGAACCUUAAGUCCUUGAACUUUUUGGAUCUUUCUCAAACCUAUUUUUCCAGGGAAUUACCCAAUUCAAUCGGCAACCUUGAAUCCUUGAGCCAUUUGGAUCUUUCUGGGGCAAUUUUUCUUGGGGUAUUGCCCAAAUCAAUCGGCAACCUUAAAUCCUUGAGUCAUUUGGAUCUUUCUAGAACAAAUUUUCUUGGGGAAUUGCCCAAAUCAAUCGGCAAUCUUAAAUCCUUGAGUCAUUUGGAUCUUUCUGGAACAAAUUUUCUUGGGGAAUUGCCCGAUUCAAUCGGCAACCUUAAAUCCUUGAGUCAUUUGGAUCUUUCUUCGGCAAAUUUUUCUGGGGAAUUGCCCGAUUCAAUCGGCAACCUUAAAUCCUUGAGUCAUUUGGAUCUUUCUUGGGCAAUUUUUUCUGGGGAAUUGCCCGAUUCAAUCGGCAACCUUAAAUCCUUGAGUCAUUUGGAUCUUUCUUGGGCAAAUUUUUCAGGGGAAAUUCCCCCUUCUAUUGGGAACCUAUCACAGCUUACUUCUCUUUCUCUCUCGGGGAGCAAUUUUCAUGGCCAGCUUCCAUCCACAUUAGGAAAUCUUGCAAAACUCACUUCUCUAGAUCUUGGCUAUAACCUUUUCUCUGGGAAAGUACCAUCUUCACUGGGAAAUCUUACACAACUAGAAAAAUUACUCCUUUCAAAUAACAAUUUUGAAGGCAGGUUCCCAGAUUCACUAACAAAUAUUACCAAACUCAUUGAGAUAGAUAUAUCAGGAAACCAAUUGAAAGGGUCAAUCCCAUCGGAAAUAAGUAGACUUACUAAUUUGUUUGCCCUUGCCUUGUCUCAAAACUCACUCAUAGGGGCUAUCCCCUCUGUUUUGUAUACAAUGCCUUCAUUGUCUGUACUAUAUCUAGAUCAAAAUCAGCUUACUGGCCCUCUCCAAUUCCAAAAUAUCUCUUCAUCACAAUUAAAUUCCCUGGCAUUGAGUGGAAACAAAUUGGAUGGACCGGUUCCAAGGUCAAUUGCCAAUUUCACUAAGCUACAACGGCUAUAUCUUUCUUCGAUCAACCUAAAGGACAAGAUGGAGUUAAACAUAUUCUUCCAGGUUAAAGAACUUCAACUUCUCGAUCUUUCAGGUAACAAUUUGUUGGUUUCAAAAGAAAAUAUCAAUUCAACCCACCCCAAAUUUUCAUAUUUGUAUUUGUCUUCUUGCAAUUUGCGUGAAUUCCCUGAUUUCCUAAAAGCCCAAAAUGAAUUGGAUACAUUAGACCUUGCCAACAACAAAAUUGAAGGUAAAAUACCCAAAUGGUUUUGUAAUGUUGGAAAAGGGACACUCCAAUCCCUGAAUCUUUCUUUUAACCUUCUCAGCGGUUUUGAACAACCGCUAAAAGUUCUUCCUUGGAAAUCUAUUUACUAUUUAGAUUUACGUUCCAACAUGUUGCAAGGGUCACUCCCAAUUCCCCCAUUGUAUACAACAUAUUUUUUUGCCUCAAAGAAUAAUCUAACCGGAAAUAUCCCUCAAAUGAUUUGCAACGUGAAUUCCCUCCAAGUCCUUGAUAUAUCUAACAAUCAGUUGAAUGGUCACAUUCCACAAUGUUUAGGUCACUUAAGCAGCUCUCUUUCAAUAUUGAAUAUGAGGAAAAAUUGCUUUCAAGGAAGCAUGCCUAAAUCAUUCAUAAAAGGAUGCAGCUUGACGACAUUGGACUUCAGUCAAAACCAAAUACAGGGGAAGAUUCCACGAUCCUUAGUGCAAUGUCAAAUGCUGGAGGUCCUAAAUCUUGGAAAUAACAACAUGAAUGAUGCAUUCCCCUUUUGGUUACAGUCUUUGCCAGAAUUACGGAUUCUUGUCUUGCAUGCAAAUCGAUUCCAUGGCCCUAUAUGGAAUCCUCAUACCAGGUUUGGCUUUUCCAAGUUGCAUGUCAUCGACCUCUCUCAUAACAAUUUCUCUGGUAGGCUACCUUCAGAAUACUUUAGAACUUGGAAUGCAAUGCAAAUGGUUCCUACCAAAGAUAAAGCACAACCAGAAUACAUGGGAAGUCAUCCAAAUUAUUAUGAAAACUCAAUGACAGUGGUGAAUAAGGGGUUAGAAAUAUUUUUGGUAAAGAUCUUGACCAUCUUCACAGCUAUUGAUCUCUCCAAUAAUAGCUUUGAUGGAGAAAUCCCAGAUACAAUGGGAAUGCUCAAGGAUUUAAUUGUACUCAACUUAUCAAGCAACAGUUUCACUGGUCAUAUCCCAUUGUCCUUGGGAAAUCUAACUGAGCUUGAGUCAUUAGAUCUCUCUCGAAACAAGCUCUCAGGGGAAAUCCCUCAUCAACUUUUAAGUCUCACAUUUCUUGCAUAUUUGAACCUCUCUAAUAACCAACUUAUGGGUCUGAUUCCCCAAGGUGGACAAUUUUGGACAUUUGAUAAUUCCUCUUUUGAGGGGAACUUGGGAUUGUGUGGCCCUCCGUUGUCAAAGAAAUGUGGACAUAGUGAAAUUCCAACUUUUGAACCAAGCAAGGAGUCAUCUUUUGGAGAGUGGUUUAGUUGGAAAGUGGUAGUGAUAGGAUAUGCUUGUGGGUUUGUAAUUGGACUGGUUACCGGGCAUGUCAUCAUAACGAAGAGGCCAAAUUGGUUUGUGAGAACUUUUAGAGUGAAACUGUGA
Molecule: messenger RNA, 3363 nt
Organism: Quercus robur (English oak)
Lineage: Eukaryota; Viridiplantae; Streptophyta; Magnoliopsida; Fagales; Fagaceae
Product: receptor-like protein 33
Exons: 1
Coding region: 1-3363 (1120 amino acids)
Cellular component (GO): plasma membrane
Molecular function (GO): protein binding
Source: RefSeq, a predicted model, not a curated record